Messenger RNA from Scheffersomyces coipomensis, 1566 nucleotides. It is a transcript of the gene IMH3, whose product is annotated as IMP dehydrogenase. The transcript is spliced from 2 exons. Gene Ontology annotation, molecular function: IMP dehydrogenase activity. Gene Ontology annotation, cellular component: cytoplasm. Gene Ontology annotation, biological process: GTP biosynthetic process. The record is from RefSeq and is a predicted model, not a curated record. Lineage: Eukaryota; Fungi; Ascomycota; Pichiomycetes; Serinales; Debaryomycetaceae. Bases 1 to 1566 code for a protein of 521 amino acids.
AUGGUUCUUGACGCUUCUAUUGCUUCCUCCUACUUGAAGGAUUACCCAAAAAGAGAUGGUUUAUCAGUUAAACAAUUGAUCGAUUCUGCUAAUUUUGGUGGAUUAACUUAUAAUGAUUUCUUAGUUUUACCUGGUUUAAUCAAUUUCCCUUCUAGUGCUGUCAGUUUAGAAUGUAAAUUAACUAAAGAUAUUACUAUUAAUGCUCCAUUUGUUUCAUCUCCAAUGGAUACUGUUACUGAAGAAAAUAUGGCUAUUCAUAUGGCUUUAUUAGGUGGUAUUGGUAUUAUUCAUCAUAAUUGUACUGCUGAAGAACAAGCUGAUAUGGUUAGAAAAGUUAAAAAAUACGAAAAUGGUUUCAUUAGUGAUCCGGUUGUUAUUGCUCCAAACACCACUGUUGGUGAAGUUAAAAAAAUGAAAGAAACUUUAGGUUUUACUUCAUUCCCUGUUACUGAAAAUGGUAAAGUUGGUGGAAAAUUAGUGGGGAUCAUUACUUCAAGAGAUGUUCAAUUCCAUGAAGAUAAUGAUUCUCAAGUUUCUGAAGUUAUGACUACAGAAUUAAUCGUUGGUAAAGAAGGUAUUACUUUAACUGAAGGUAAUGAAUUAUUAAGAACUUCUAAAAAAGGUAAAUUACCAAUUGUUGAUACCAAUUACAAUUUAAUCUCUUUAAUUUCCAGAACUGAUUUACAAAAAAAUCAAAAUUAUCCAAAUGCUUCAAAAUCUUUCCAUUCAAAACAAUUAUUAUGUGGUGCUGCCAUUGGUACUCUUGUAGCUGAUAGAGAAAGAUUAACUAAAUUAGUUGAAGCUGGUUUAGAUGUGGUUGUUUUAGAUUCUUCAAAUGGUUCAUCUGUUUUCCAAUUAGAUAUGAUUAAAUGGAUCAAAUCUACUUAUCCAAGUUUACAAAUCAUUGCUGGUAAUGUCGUUACUAGAGAACAAGCUGCUCUUUUAAUUGAAGCUGGUGCUGAUGCUUUAAGAAUUGGUAUGGGUUCAGGUUCCAUUUGUAUUACUCAAGAAGUUAUGGCUUGUGGUAGACCUCAAGGUACUGCUGUUUAUAACGUUACUGAAUUUGCUAAUAGAUUUGGUAUUCCAUGUAUUGCUGAUGGUGGUAUUGGUAACAUUGGUCAUAUCACCAAAGCUUUAGCUUUAGGUGCUUCAACUGUUAUGAUGGGUGGUUUAUUAGCUGGUACUGCUGAAACUCCAGGUGAUUACUUUUAUAGAGAUGGUAAAAGAUUAAAAACUUAUAGAGGUAUGGGUUCAAUCGAUGCUAUGCAACAAACUUCAACUAAUGCUAAUGCAUCAACUUCAAGAUAUUUCUCUGAAUCUGAUCAAGUUUUAGUGGCUCAAGGUGUUUCUGGUUCAGUGGUUGAUAAAGGUUCUAUUAUUAAAUUCGUUCCAUAUUUAUAUAAUGGUUUACAACAUUCUUUACAAGAUAUUGGUAUUAAAUCAAUCCAAGAAUUAAGAUCUAAAGUUGAUAGUGAAGAAGUUAGAUUUGAAUUCAGAACUGCUUCAGCUCAAUUCGAAGGUGGUGUUCAUGGUUUACACUCUUAUGAAAAGAGAUUACACAAUUAA